Molecule: messenger RNA, 138 nt
Organism: Funneliformis caledonium
Lineage: Eukaryota; Fungi; Glomeromycota; Glomeromycetes; Glomerales; Glomeraceae
Source: the annotation of a GenBank genome assembly
AUGCAUAUCGAUGAACUUUAUAAAGCAGAAUUAGUUGUUGAUAUUCAAUCUUUUGCAUCAGCUUCAAAUAGUAAAGAAGUGCUUGCAAAAUAUGGGGAAGAAGAGUUAAAUAUUUUAUCAGAAUUUUAUAAAAAAAAA